Liolophura sinensis is the source of this 890-nucleotide messenger RNA. RefSeq lists its product as uncharacterized. NCBI's taxonomy places the organism in Eukaryota, Metazoa, Mollusca, Polyplacophora, Chitonida, Chitonidae. The transcript has 5 exons. The coding region runs from base 96 to 872 and encodes 258 amino acids. The record is from RefSeq and is a predicted model, not a curated record.
CAGUCUAGCACGACAAGCGUCACUGAUAAUAUCAGGCAACAAGCGGCUACCCAGAUUUCAGUUUUAUUUAUCUGGAAUCAGAACCAUCUUUCAAGAUGAACAACCAAGUGAAAAUCAUGUUGUGGUGUGUUCCACGAAGCUGUUCAACGGCAUUUUCCAAAGCCAUUUCCAAACAGGAAAAUUCCAAGAUUGUUAUGGAACCAUUUGCUGAUUCGUAUUACUAUGGCGAGGAGCGCGUCAGCAGAAGAUACAACAACAACCCUGUGAAACCCAACUUGUCCUUCAGUGACAUUCAGAAAUCUCUUGAAAAUGACUACAAUGAAUUUUCUGUUAUCUUUGCCAAGGAUAUGGCCUAUUACCUGAGCAACCAGAUGGAGAGACUGAAUGAGGUGUUACCUGAGGGGUAUGUGCACACCUUCCUGAUUCGUCACCCCCGUAAAACAGUGGCCUCCCUCUACAAGACCUCACUCAAUGAUUCCACAGAAGGUUUUAAUUAUUUUGAUCCGGCUGAAGCAGAGUUCAAAUCUUUGCACGACUUAUUCUUCAAGAUUAAGGAGCAGACUGGAGAAACACCUUUAGUGAUAGAUGCUGCUGACCUUCUUGAAAAUCCAGAUCGCAUGCUUAACAAGUACUGCAUGAAGACUGGUCUGCCAUUCUCUGAGGAGAUGCUGAAGUGGGACCGUGGGGGUAUGUCAGACCUAGAGAAUGCAUUCCCUGGGUGGCAGAAGACGCUCAACGAGACAACAGGCUUUCUGAAGCCUCAGGCCACAAGCCCAAAGGAAGACCCGAAGUUGUCAGAAGCUGCAGAACAAGCCAUUCAUGACAACAUGGAGUACUACAAUACUCUGUACAGUUACAGGAUAUCAUGCUGAUCACACUGAUCAUACAUG